UUUGUUGUUCUUUGAGAAAACCGGAUCGUCUUCGAAGUUUUAGCAGGGGAACGAAAUUCAUAAGGAAGGUGCAUUAUCUUGAGAGCAUCAAGAUACAUAUGGCUUCAUCAGAAGAAGCAGUGAAAAAUGAAAGUUCGUCCGUUCAGCCUAGUAAUAAUUCUUCCGAAACUUCGAAGCCUACACAGCAAGUAGUCACAAAUCCAAGCAAUAACACGGGAUCAUCAAAGGUAAGAGAAAUGAUUAUCCUACAGCACACUUUCUUGUUUGAAGACUUGCAAUUUGUGCUUGCAAUCGAAGCAUUGUUGAAGAUCAGUGGGCGAGAAGGCUGCCACAUUAAUUGAAUUGAAAUGAUUGUUGGCUGUUCGACAAGACCGACAAGCUACUACUAACAUGAAAGUUGUUCCCCGCUGACUUAGGGAGUCUACAUUCUGCUUAUUAUUAGCUAGUAAUGAUACACGGAAUGCGGACUUUACUAGUAGGGAAUGAUAGUUGCUACCCGGUGUAGUGAACCUUCAAAAAUCUAUUUACAUUGCGUAGGUUUUGGUACGUACACAGGGCACCCAUACAAUCCGUUUGUGUAACUGUUUGUAAUUUUAUAGUAAAUGUAUUGGAUUUAUUGGCGGCUUCCUCUGUAGUGAUUUAUCGCCAGAUAUGUGCAUGAAUCCUCAGAUUGGUAUGUUGAAAGAUUUCGAAGGAUUUUGAGUUUACCUUUUACUGGGCCCCUCAAUACACGUUAUUGCAAUACAGUGUCUAAAAAAAAAGGGAAAAAGGAAAAAGCCAAAUAGGAAUUAAUAACGCCAAUUAUGCCACAUUGUCAGGGUGGAUUCAUUUACAGCCGUUGCAUUUCCCCACUGGAAUUUUUAUAUUGUUUUCCAGCUUUAAAACAAUAGCAAAUUCCCACAGGCAAAUACGACAUCCAUGUGCAAAUGCUGCAAAUGAAUCCAGACAUAACUAAUCAAUGAUGAAUGACAUCAAUGAGUAAUCGAUGAGUACUCGUUGGAUAAUCAAUUGGUUAGUCACUGAUUAUUUCCGGCUCCAAGAUAGUAAUCAAAAAACACGCGAGGGCUCGGUAUUUUCGCUCGAUGACUAAUCAAUAGCUAAAAGUUUUGUGGCCUAUCGAUUUACUUUUAAGACAUCGAUGGAUUGGUUUCAAUUCAAGAGCCUUUUUCGUAAUCCAUGACUAACAAUUUUCCAGCUUGUUGAUGUGAAAGUGAGAAAAUGUCAUGCAAUGCUAUUCGAAACUUAUGAGCCGAAAAUGGAUGUGAUUUUGACUCAAAAUAACGAUGAUCUAAUGAUUAUCCAUUGGUUAGACAUUGAUUAUGCAUCUCAUACCAUUCUAGCAAUUUUUUUAUUCUUAAAAUAUAUAGCUUAACUUUCUGGUGAUAAAAAAAUUUAAACGUUAAUGGUUCUUGAUCAUUUUCUAAACAACGCACUUUCUAUAGACUGAUAGUAAUUAUUCUAGCCAAAUGUAAAUAGGAAUUGAAUUUUUUAAGUCUUAUGUAAUGAAAACCAGUGAUACCCUUAUGGAGAAUUUGCAUGUAGCUCUUCUGAAGAUACUUCAGGGCCUUCAAAUGCCGUUGUUGUUAAGUAAUCAUGAUUAAAUAAAGCUUGUAUCGGACAUUUAUGUUAAAGAAGUCUUUGUUUCCUUAUUUUUGAAUUGGUAUGGUUUGUGUACCCACAAGAUUAUAUUGAUAACUGAUCAAUGAGUAAUCAAUGACAGAAAAUUUUGUGACCUAUCGAUUAUUCAUCGAUUACUCAUUGAAUAUCGGAUAUAAUCAAUGACUAAUCAACUGAUUACCCAUCGAUUACCUGUUGAUUUCUCAUUGAUUUCAUUGAUGUCAUUAUUGAUGCUACUGAUUAGUUACUUACUUACCUAAUUUGGAUGAAUUCAUUAGCCUAUUUAAUUCCUAUUUGGCUUUUUCCCUUUUUUUCAUUUUUUCUAUGACAACGUUUUUGCAGUUGGGUGUAUAUAUCCAUACAGAUAAAGCUAUUUGUUAUUUGUAUUUAAUAGCUUUUGCCAACAGGGUAAAAUGUUUGAAAAGCCGCAUAUAUGAAAAUUUCAAAAAUAUAUAUAUCCUGCCAACGCAGAUAAAGUUGUUUUUUCUGUGUUUUAAAAUGUCUUGUGUUCAGAACAGUCACAUGGUUGCUUUCAAAGUAUUGUUCUAGAACUAGUGACCAGAAUUUUGUAAAUCAAGGUCUUGGAAUAAUUAAAGUCUCACAAAAGUCUCAUCCAAUAUUUGUUAUUAAAGGAAAGGUGUAGAUGGUUUUCACAUGAUAUCACAGUAGCCAUAUUGUUGUACAAAAUGCUGGAAUGCCAGCCAUGUUGGUGUACAGAAAAAGUCCUGUGGAGAUUGAACUCUUUUCUCUUGUAAAACUUUUUUCCAGCAGAUUUGUAUAGCACUGACCAUUUGAGUGAAAACAAACCAUUUAGGUUGUGUUCAAUUGACAGUAUUCUGGAAUAAGAAUAAAUGCAAUAAACUCUAGGAAUCAGUUGUUUUAGCAUUCAUUGCAUUGCAGUGUCUAUAAAUCUGCUUGAUUGCCAACAAGCCUCACGAAGAUGCGAGGCUGCGAUGCAGCAGCAUAAUAAAGCUGUGCGCAAAAGUUUCAUACAUACAUACAUACAUAAAACUAAAUUGUUUUAUCUCAAAUUACAGAGUAGCCAAAAAUAGGCCGAAUGAAUCUCGAAGCAAUGUAACAUAAGGUAGUGUAAGGUAGCUUUUAUGAUCUAAUGCAGAACAGAGAAUUCAUUGUUCUUGAGUGAAUACAAUCAUGCGUGAAAGUUCCAAGGCAGAAUGAAUCUCGAAGCAAUGUAAAUGAUAAAUGAUGGACACAUGACUGACCUGCAAUCUGCAUUCUUGUAAAUUAUGGUAAUUCAUGACAUUUCUAAACAAACUGAACAGCACUUGCAUUUAGGUAAAAUCUUGCUCAUUGGCACUUAGCAAUAGCUAUAAGUAGUAUAAAAUAUGUUGAUGUAUGUAGCAUUUAAGUGGUCCAAAAAUCACAGUACAACAGAUCUGUAACAAAAUUUGGAGGUAUUCCUACUCUGGUAAUAUGCUUAAUCAAACGCAUCCUAAAAGAAUCACUUACUUCGUGCCUUUUUCUAAACAGGUAACAGGGGCAGAUCUAGGGGGAGGGUGCAGGGGGUGCACCCCCCCCCUGAGAUGACCUGCGGUUUUCUAAUACAACUGGUAUUCCGCCAAAAAAAAAAACUAUGUGGUUUAUUGGUGUUGAAGUAGAGCAAGAGACGAGUGCACCGCCUCCUAAAAAAAAAUCCUGGAUUCUCCCCUGGGUAAUACACCUUCAGUUUGUAAGCAUUAAAGGCAAGUAGCUAAUCAGUGUUUCCUCUUCUGUAUUUAGAAGCCAAACUACAUACUGAAGUAUACAUUAGCUGGUCAUACAAAAGCUAUUUCCUCCGUGAAGUUUAGUCCAAAUGGUGACUGGCUGGCAAGCUCUUGUAAGUUACUUGUGAUUUUGGUAAUUCUAGUAUUCUUAAUUAGGCACUGAUUUCUUUGUUUCACAAGUGGUAUUUAAUAAUUAUAAAACCUAUGUCAGUACAUUUCCAAUUCUUAUUGCACUUUAUAAAAUUUUAUGUAAAAACUUGACUUGCUUAAUAAUGAGAGAUUUUUUCUGCUGACUAUGUGUACAAUGUAUGUUGUUAGUGAUUGACUUGUGUUGGGAGAUUUUAUAGCAAAUAAUUGCUUUGUGCAAAGCUAAGGAUACUGUGGGGUGAUAUAAGAGUCUUUUCUUUACAAGUUUUGCCCUUUGAAUUUGUAAUCAAGUGGUAUUCUAUUGAACUGCUUGUUCAUAGCAUUUCAUGUGUAGACCCAAAAAGUUAGACAAUGUAACUAGACUUCUCUGUCAUUACUGCAUUUAUUAUUUAUUCUCAUUAGACAUUGAUUAAAAACUUGCAAAUUCCUUAGCGACUCUUUUUUUUCCUAAACAGCUGCUGACAAGUACAUAAAAAUAUGGGGAGCUUAUGAUGGGAAGUUUGAGAAGACUAUAUCAGGGCACAAAUUGGUAUGGCGUGUUUUUUUAUAAUUAAUUUUAAUUUAUGCCUUCAUGUUUGUGGACAGUCAUAUACUUCCUUAGUCACAAAAUCCUCAAAUAUUAAUAAAGUGUGACAUUCUUGGAACAAGUGUUGGAUUGGAGAGCCAGUGUCUUGUGGUAUGCACAACUACUUAUAAAUUUAAAUGAAUAAUGUGAUGGUAAAUUUACUUUUGUGAACCACACUCAGUGAUACUGAAGUAUCUGGAUCCAGAUUGCGGCUCUUGAAUCUGAAAUUUGGUUUCAGUUUCUAGUAUGCAGAUUCAGUUCCUUGCAAAUAAAUGCAGCCUACACUUUCCAGUUGUGCUGUUAGGUACAGGUACAUUUGUGACACAACUCUCAAGAAAAAUAGCACAAGAUGGCCAACAAAACUCCAAAAGGCCUUCCACAAUGAAACUGGAAUGACCCAUGUGAACUUGUACUCUUGACUUCUGCUGCAGAGUGUUACAUUACUUUGUGUUGUUUACAGUUAGAUGGUUAUUAAUAAAAGUAUUACAUUAUUGCAUAUAAAAUACUUUAAACAGUGGGUGCUUGCUUAAAAUCAUGGUGUUUGAGUUAGGAAGGAAUGAUAUUCAUUGAAAUAAAUGACACUUGGGAGAAGAAACAGUUUUAAGAUCAACUUUGCUUUUUUUGUUGUCAGGGAAUAUCAGAUGUAUCUUGGUCAUCAGAUUCCAAGCUGCUUGUUUCAGCAUCGGAUGAUAAAACCCUUAAAAUCUGGGAUUUUGCUACUGUAAGUUGAAGGAGGAAUACCUCUCCUUUUAGUCAACUUUGGGCUGGUUAUGGCCUAAUAAUUAUAUUUUUUGUUCAAACACAACUUAACUUUAGUUAAUUAAGGCCGUAUAUGCAAAGGAAGAAACAAAUUCAGUACCCAAAUGCCUGUGCGCUUCCAGUUUGUUCCCUUAUUGACAGUACCACAAAUAUCUGGCUUUUGUUUUUUCUGUCACAAGGUUUUUGUUUCUUUAGUACCACAGUCUUAAUGUACUUUGUCUCUCAAGUACCACAGUCCUAAUGUAUAGUGUAUAUGCGUAACAAGUCAAAAUUAAAUUUAGGUUGAAGUUUUUUAAACCUACAAUUAGGUUGAUUCUCAAUUUCCUUUGUCUCCAAGCCGUUAUUCAGAAUCAACCUAGAUUAAAAAAAUUUAACCUGAACAUAUAAUUUUGACCUGUACCAUAUGUACAUAUUGGGCAGUGAGUCGAUAGGACUAUGAUAUAAGUAUAGCUUCUGUGAAAAACAAAGAUAACUCAUGUGUGACUUGUCACUCAUCUUUUUGCUCUAUAACAUUUGACCAAUAGAUUUUCUCCUGUGAUUUUCUUCAGAUGUCAUUAUUAUUAAUUUUAUCUGUGCCUUCUUUGUUAUUUGAUCAUAGGGAAAAUGUCUCAAGACUCUGAAAGGUCAUAGCAAUUAUGUAUUUUGUUGCAACUUUAAUCCUCAAUCUAACCUCAUUGUGUCAGGCUCGGUGAGUAUUGUUGUAGUCUUCAGUAUGUCCCAACGUCUUAAACAGGCAACAAACAGAACUUAGUGACCAUUGAUGAUUUAAUUAUUAAACUUGUAGUAGGUUAACCAACCAGCUCGUGGCAUUUGUGUAGAUUAAACAAUGCACUUUGAUGCCACUUUAACGCAGCAAAGCUACAGUUUGCUUUCCAUAUUGUUUAAAAAACUAAGGGUAUUUUUGCUCUCAUUUGCUGUCAAUUAUAAUUCUUUUUUUUUCAAAAUUUGUAUUUGUUGAAAAACAGCAAAAAAGUAAGGCAUACUAAUUUUAUAUCCUCCUGGUAAUGCUCCACUGCAUGGUGUUGUACUGAAGUAAAACAAUGUCCAACUACACUGUAAUGAGGAGGAUUUUGCCAGCCUUGAUGUUUUUAUUCUCUUUGUAGUUUGAUGAGAGUGUGCGCAUUUGGGAUGUUAAGACAGGGAAAUGCUUAAAGACUCUGCCAGCUCAUUCAGAUCCUGUAACAGCGGUAAGACAAUAGUAUCAUUAAUUUUAAGGGCCGUCUGACCUAUCCUUUUCCUUUGUUUCUAAUACUCUCUCAGAACAAGUUGAUUAAUUAGCCAACAAAACAACAGAUUCAAUGUCUCUUGUCCUAAAAACCAAAGCAGGUGUAAUUCCAUGAAUGCUCACCUUGGAAUUGAAUUUGAAAAAUAGAUUCCAGACUUGAAUGGUCUCGAGUCUGUUGGUAUUGUAGCUUUUGACCGUGUCGCACAGCCAUCAUUAGUAAUGAAUGCUCCGUGUUGUAAUGUGAAAUAGUGGGAAUAAACCCACAUCUCAGGUGUGUUUUUAAGGCCAAUAAAAGUACAGGUUUCUGAGACCUUCUCGGCACCAUUAUUUAGUCAAGAAAAUACAGUAGUAGGUUUAACAAUGCCUGCUGUGUUGUAUCUCACAACAGGUUCAUUUCAAUAGAGAUGGUGCCUUGAUAGUGUCAAGUAGUUAUGAUGGCCUUUGGUAAGUUUCACUCAUGCAGUCAAACUCUGCUCACUGGGCAAGAAAGCUCAAAAUGUUAUGUACCAAAGAAAACCUUUGGUACUUGACUGGGACAACUGGACGGGCCAUCUCAAGUGCCGUGGUUAUUGUUUUCAACUUGUUUUCUUUUUACCUGUAUUUCAUGCUCUGCUAUGACUACUGUAGACUUAUUUCUUUCUUCCUGUAUUGAUGACAACUUUAUUUGCAUAAAAAUAGAUCCAAGGCAAAAAAGAAAGAUGGGUGCAAAAAGGGUGUUACAGAGAGGAACUGAGUCCUCGUACAAGCCUGACCCUCUCCCUAAAGAUGUAAUAUUCAGUAUGUAAACUAUGAUAUAAAAUUCCAAACUUGCUCUUUAAAGGGUAUAAUAAGCUCACUAGACGUUUAUUGAAUGGCCUAUUUCUUCACUUGGAAACUGAAAGGAAGAGUGUAUGAGACAAAUAAUAAGUGAAACGAGCAUGAGCUUGAAGUGGAUGAUGUGGGGGUAAAGAGCCUUGCACUCCACAUGGACAAGUGUGUUUAGUUUCUUCUUUUGUAUUGUAAAAGUAUUAGAAAAUAGAUCGCUGUUUUAUGUGAGCAUUGGCCUUAAUUACCUGUAGUUGGAGAUCUUUAUGUGUGUCUCUAUUUAUGAUGUCUUCUUGUUCAUUUUUUUCCAUAGUCGUAUUUGGGAUACUGCCUCUGGGCAAUGCCUCAAGACAUUAAUAGGUCAGUUUUGUGCUGUUUUAAUUAUUAUUGAGGUCAUGUCUGUUAACUAAGACUGGCUGAAUAUUAAAGUGGCUUGAAUAGUCAUAAGUGGUCCUCAGUCUACAACCUACAUGUGUGUGUAUUGUUGAAAUGUAUUAUUCACAAUGAACAACAAUAAUAAAGUUUGACCAGACUAGAAUAAUAUUAGUGGUUCAGACGUCCAGUUUUUAUACUUUUCUAAAAAAUCUGCCCCAGCACGAGGACACAAGGUUGACAAUGCUAAAAACGCAAAAGCAGGGAUAUGACAGGUAAAAGGAAGCGUAUGAGGGGCAUUCUUAGGUUUUAGUGUGUGAAUUUAAUGUAUGAAAGUUAGAGUUAGAGAUGUAGUCUUUUCCUGUGGUUUGUUGUCCUCAGUCUUAUUUAAUACUGCCCUCCAGGGGCGGAUCUAGGGGGGGUGCAGGGGGUGCGCACCCCCCCUGAGGUGACCUGCGGUUUUCUAAUACAACUGGUAUUCUGUGAAAAAAAAAAAAAACUAUGUGGUUUAUUGGUGUUGAAGUAGAGCAAGAGACGAGUGCACCCCCUCCUAAAAAAAAUCCUGGAUCCACCCCUGCCCUCCUGUAACCAGAAGUCAUUAGGGGUAAUGACUGGAUUGUUCAUGUCUUCCCUUCCAGAUGAUGAUAAUCCUCCUGUGUCAUUUGUAAAGUUUUCUCCCAAUGGAAAGUACAUACUAGCAGCAACAUUAGAUAAGUAGGUUCUUCUUCAUUUUUGUUGUCCAUACUCACUGUCAUUUUCUUUGAGCGAAAGAAACUGCUUGUUGUGAAGAAGGAUGCAGAACUAGUGUCAGUAUCAAAUUGUUGAGGCUUGUUCAUUAACAGGCCGUUCCCUCACAAUUCACCCUUUUUGUGCUUCCCCAACUCAUAACAGGGAUGAAGAUGACAAACUGAAGAAAAGUGAGGUCAUGCUUUCAACAAAAAUAUGUCUUCAAAGAAUAUGCAUCAAAAGGAUGAUAAUGUGGCCCUGUGUUAUAACUUAUGUUGUUACAUGCUCAGUAUUUAUGAGUGUACUGUUACUGGUAUUUGCAGCACCUUGAAACUAUGGGACUAUAGCAAAGGAAAGUGUCUGAAAACUUAUACUGGUCACAAGAAUGAAAAGUACUGUAUAUUUGCCAAUUUCUCAGUCACAGGAGGCAAGGUAACCAUUACUUUACUCAGUUGUACCCUGGCCAGAUAUUGACAUGUUAUCACCCCCUAAAAAGUCAUCAACUCCUGUAAUUACAAAAAACCCAACCUUUUCAUUUGACAGGAGUUCAUUGUAGCACAGGAUAACGCAAAAGGUUUGCAUUACAGGUUUGCAGUGCAUUUUGCAUGAAAUGUGUAUUUGUAGAGUUCAGACUGGCAAUGGAAGGAAAGAUGUAGGAAAAUCAUGAAAUGUUGUUUGCAUUCAGUGAAUGCCUCUAUUACUCCAGUAAGGGUCCCAGUUGUGACUGCCUGAUAAGGGUGUCAUUCUAUUCUUAGACAACGUUUGAUCGAAUUGGACCGAAAAAGUUAAAAAUCCCAAUUGGCAGAAUAGAAACCAGUUGGUUAUUUCCAAAUGUGCACGAGGUAUGAACUCUGGACUUCCCAGAACAACCGCAGCCAGUUUACAGAAUGGGACUUGAACCCAGAACCUCUGGAUUGUUUGUUGUUUUUCAUUUGUAUGUAAAUUCCCUAAAGUGUUCUGCUAAUAAAACAUAAAAAUAUGUCUGACACGCUGACCUAUGCCAUGUAGCCUCCUCAAUAAUAUUGAAUUCAUAUGCACAAGUUCAGUUUCAAAGAACGGUUGACAAAUCACCGAAAUCUGGACUGACAAAAAACUAACCUUUGUUUUACGUUAUCCGUAGAAAAUUGUAUUUGAACUUGCCUCUUUAUUUGUAUUUUCAGUGGAUAGUGUCAGGAUCAGAAGAUAACAUGGUGUAUAUUUGGAACCUGCAAUCCAAGGAAGUGGCACAGACAUUAGAGGGUCACAGUGGUAUGUGAUUUUUUUUUAGAGGGGGAGGGGAGGGGGACAGAGGUCCAAACCUCCUGCCUCCCGUACCUUGCAUUCCCGGCUCCCGGCUCUUAUUUCUUGGUUACCUCCUUUUAGCCUUUUUUCUUUAGCGAAGUAUCAAGCUCCCUCUCAUUUCUCUCAUUUCCCACUCCUUCAGAACUCCCACUUCUCUCUCUUUCCUUUCCCGCUUCCCGUACUUCUCCCGCUCCUUAUUCUCCCAACCCCCUGUACUCCCCCACUAAUACACUGUCGUCACAAUAGCUUGUCCACAGACGUUUUUACUCUUUUUUUCGGGGAAUUUGGCAAGUGCGAGAGCAUGAACAAAGCGCGAGUGCCCACCCCCACCGUCUUGCGUUGCCCUUUACAACAAAUAAUAGUUUCGUAGAGACUAGUACUCGCUGUUAUGGUUGUUGUCGUUAAUACGUGGUUAAAUAAUCCCUACCCUCAUCUUCGUGAUGGCGUAUCCACAGUAUUUCUAUUUUACGAGCGGCGCAAAGGUAACUUAGUUUUUCUGUUAAAAUUGGUGUUUUGAAUUGCAGAUGUGGUCCUUUGCUCCGCUUGCCAUCCAACAGAAAACAUCAUUGCAUCUGGUGCUCUGGAAAACGACAAAACUAUAAAAAUCUGGAAAUCUGACUCAUAGCAGACUACUUACAGAUCACGCCGGCAUUCAUUGUUAAUAUGGAAAUAUGUACAGUCUACAGCUUCCCCAAACUCAAAAUUCUUGAGAACUUCUGCAUAUAUGUUAUGUGUAGAUGCCUUUUACAUAGAAUUUCUAGCAGGAGGUCUUGCUCUAGACUUUCCCUGUAUAUUAUAGGGACAUGAGGGUCUGAAAGACCGAGUUAUAUGGAAUCCCAAGUUUGGACAUUACUAAUGUGUGAUGGAAAUUACAUAAAAUCGAUCUUAUCCUUUUUUGAAAGUUGAAUUAUCGAUGCUUCUGUUCUCCACCGUGUUUUCCGCACAGUUCGUGUGGUACUGCUGAAAAUAGUGAGUGUAAAGUUCAAGACAUUUUCCUCGCUUGUAAUCGAUUCAUUUAUUCUUUCAAUCGCUAUGAUUUAUUAAGUAAAUAGUCCUACAGUAAGGAGAAAUUAAAUGCUGAUGGCUAUUAGGAACAGCGCAGACUGCUCCCUCUAUGAUUAGUCGGCUCAGCUCAGGGGAGACUUGAGAGGGAGAAAUGAAAGCGCGACGGGAACGAUGGGAAGGGGAAAGAGAGGACGUGAGGCUUGGCGAGAGUGCUCCCGCCUUUUCCCUCUUC
This is a messenger RNA of Porites lobata, 10457 nucleotides long. Lineage: Eukaryota; Metazoa; Cnidaria; Anthozoa; Scleractinia; Poritidae. The record is from the annotation of a GenBank genome assembly.